AUGUCAAAGAUUGUGAUUUUCAAAUCAGAAAGUAAUGGACCUGAUAAAUUUUCAAAAGAACUAAGGAAAGAAAACUUUGAAGUUCUUUCCGUGUCUUGCAUAAGCUUCGAAUUCAAAAAUAUGAAUUCACUCAGAACAAGAUUGAAUGAUGCUGAAAACUAUAGUGGCAUUAUAUUUACAAGUCCACGUACAGUUCAAGCAGUACAGCAAGCGAUUCAUGAAGAACCAAAUAUUAUAAAUAAAUGGAAGAAUAAAAUAAAUUAUUCUGUAGGAGAAGCAACAGGUCAACUAGCAAAUGAAAAGCUUCAUCUAGAAACUCGUGGACAGCAAUCAGGAAAUGCACGAAAUCUUGCUAAAGUCAUAAUUGAAGAGAAAUAUGAAGCAAUGAAACCAUUUAUCUUUCCAUCGGGAAAUUUGAAGCAGGACAUUCUUGAAAGCCUUUUGAACGAAGCAAAUAUUAAUGUAGAAAAUGUAGAAGUAUAUGAAACUAUUGAACAUCCAGAGCUAGAUAAUUCAAUAGAGAAAUUGAAAGAUGUGAACGCCAAUUUCUUAGUAUUUUUCAGCCCUUCAGGGAUUAAAUUUUCUCUUCAACAUUUAAUAAAACAUAGAAUCGAUUUAGAAAACUUUAAAAUUAUCGCAAUUGGCCCUUCCACGGAAAAGGCUUUAAUCCAAAUGGGAGUGCAAUGUUAUCGUACCUGUAAAGAACCAACACCAGAAAGUUUAAUUGAUGCUUUGCGAAAUUAA
Messenger RNA from Clunio marinus, 744 nucleotides. NCBI's taxonomy places the organism in Eukaryota, Metazoa, Arthropoda, Insecta, Diptera, Chironomidae. The record is from the annotation of a GenBank genome assembly.